Molecule: messenger RNA, 1083 nt
Organism: Stylonychia lemnae
Lineage: Eukaryota; Ciliophora; Spirotrichea; Sporadotrichida; Oxytrichidae
Source: the annotation of a GenBank genome assembly
AUGAUUACAGCAAAUGUUCUUGACUUUUGCUAUUACCCUAAAAGCAUUUUCUAUGCAAAUACAGAAUUAUUUAGUAGGGAUGUUAAUAGGUUGAUGAUGAAGAGAAAAAAUAUCACAAAUAUUACUAUUAGAGAGUAUAACUAAAUCAUUAUGAAGAAUAGCGAUACUUCUAAGUAUCAGAAAGAGAUCAUUUACUCAAAGAAUGACACUCCACGAAUUCCUUUUAUCACUCAUAGAAUCUGGUUGACAGAUCCUUAUGAUCCAAAAGAAAUGUAAUAAGUUCUUCCAGAAAUAAUUAGUCAAAUAUAAUCUACUUAGAAACAGUUUGACAUUUCAGCUAAAUAGCACAAUUAAAAAUGGAAUCAUUAUCUGUGGGUUUAGGAACAAAACUUGAUCCCUCAAACAAUUCAACUUUUUGAAUAAAUGGGUUUUAGAAUUAAACUGCUUAGUGAACUUAAAGAGAUGAAGAUUUAAAGAGUUUAAAAGCAAUUUUCCUACUAUUUAGAGGAUUUACGAAUGAUUGGGGCUGCUAGUGAUUUUAUCCGAGGAAUUAUAGUCAAAGAAAAUGGAGGAGUUUAUCUUGAUAAUGAUUAUUAUUUUGAAAGUUGGGAUUAUAAUAUCAACUAUUAUUUUGAUUUUUUAGGUGUUUAAAUGGGGGUGACACCUACGUUAAGAGGUAUUAACAAUGCAUUUUUCGCUGCUAAAUAAGAUCACCCAAUCAUUUAAAAUUACUUCACUUUAAUGAUGGAUGUAUUUAAAUUUGAAGAUGAAGAGAAAGAAAGACCCUUAUUUUUAAAUAGCUGCUCUUUUAGAACCACAGCGUCAACUAUCUUUGGUACGGGUCCCCCAAUCAUAAGUCUUGCAGCUAUGAAUUUCAUUAACCAGUCAGGAAACCAAGAUAUAAUUGUAAAUAAAGAAUACAGUGGCAUCUUUAAUCAUUAGACAAUAUAAAUAAUUGAUGAAAAAGGAGAACAAAAGGAAUUAAAAAUUGAGUUCAUUGGAAAAGAUAUACAGACUUAAACAUGGAGGAGAGAUAUGCAAGAUUCAACCAUAUUUGGGUGGCCUUAAUUCAAUAGCUUUUGA